Messenger RNA from Trichomonas vaginalis G3, 3276 nucleotides. RefSeq lists its product as uncharacterized. NCBI's taxonomy places the organism in Eukaryota, Parabasalia, Trichomonadida, Trichomonadidae. The record is from RefSeq and is a predicted model, not a curated record. The transcript has a single exon. The coding region runs from base 1 to 3276 and encodes 1091 amino acids.
AUGCUUUCAACCCUUAUUAUCUGUUCUUUAGGCAUUUCAGAGAAAUAUAACUCUGUUGCACAAAAGGCUCUCUCAUAUGCCAAAAGAUCUUUGCUUGAUAUUGAUUCCAAAGAAGAUUCUAAAGAACCAGGAACAUAUCAGUUUAACAAUGGUUACAUACAUAUCUCAUCCAUUCUUACUUCUCCCACUACAAAAGAUGUUCGUGGCUAUGCCAUUGAUGGAUCAAUCCUAGCCAUCGCACCAUCCAAUAGAAGAUCUAUUAAAGAAUUUAAUUUCCAGAACUCGACAGUUUUCGUUGAUACUGAGAAGCAAGAACUAUACCAUAUCAAAGAGACUCUUGAUCAGGACAAAGAAGUUAUGAUAUUCAAUGCCGAAAAAGUUGAAGCGUUAAGCGUAUUUACAAACUUCCACUUUGACAUUAGUACAAGAGAAUUCAUUCAUGAAUUUGGUAAAACUAAUAUCAACAACAAGAAGUUCAAAAUUGAUGGAAACAUUGGAUAUUCUCAGAAGUGGAAUUAUGAAGAAGGUCAAGAUCCAUACUAUGAUGGCCGACCAAAGGGUCAACGUCUCUUUGAAGGUGUUCCACUUGAAGCUGGCGUUGGUGGUGUUGUUGGUCUUCAAAUUGAAGCAACUGUUGAUUACUCCGUGUUAAAAGAGUUCUUCAUUGAUGCCAAGUUCACAUUCAAGGCAGCCACAGGUUUCCUUUUCCAAUAUGUCAGUGAAAACACCGUCCCUGAUCCAAAGGAUAAAAAUGAAAAGGACGAACACGAUGAAGGUGAAAAGGACGAAGGAUUGGACUUAAUAUCACCAAUAAAACAAAAGUUCCAAACUAGUUUUGGUUUCAGCUUUUGUGGUUUUAGUUUUGGUUUCUUCCCAGGCAUUAGUUUCAGACUUGGAAUUGAAGAAAUUAAAUUCAAAAUUGGCAAUGAUUUGAAGUUUUACAGAGGAAUGUACAUGACAUUGUCAAAAAGUGUCACUCUUUCAAAGAACGGUAUCAAACAAUCUAAUUGGGAAUUCAAUUUCCAGAAGAUCAGAGAAGAUCCAGAUCUUAAACAACUCAAAGAUAUCAAUUUCUACAAGGAAUUAUCAUUAACAUUCACUCCAUAUUUAAGAGUUGGUAUCUUCGUUUCAUUAGAAGUCGGAACUAAAGAAUUAGCAAGUCUCGAAGUGUAUGCCAAGCCUAAGAUCCCAGUUGAACUUUCAUUCAAUGACAACAAGUGCGCAUUUCCAUAUGUUUUCGGCAGCCUUAAUUUCGGAAUUGAUGUUGGUUUGGAAUUCUCUGGAUUCAAAGUUGGAAGUUUCACAAUUAUUCCUGAAUGGAAAUUUGAAUAUCCAAUUUAUGAGUCCCCACAGUUCAAAUUAUGCUUGACAGGCCAAACAAAGGGUCUCAAUGGCCCAUCUCACUUCAUGUCUGAUAAAUAUCAAGAAGGCAAAUUGUUUUCAUUGGAUUCAGACAAGGAACUUACAUUUACUCCAACAACAGAUGGCGAAUUCUCAUAUGUUUAUGAAACAGGAGAUCCAUUGUACUAUGAAUUUUCUGAACCAUUCUCAGGAUCAAAGGAUAAAUCAACCACAGUCCAAGGAAAGAAGUCCGAAAGCGCCUUCAUUGGAAGAGUUAUUAAAGUAGAAAACAGUAAUCCACAGAAUGAAGUUACAGCUAAAUUCGAUAUCCCUGUUGAUGAUUCGUUCGUUGUUUUCAGAUAUGAAUUGUCAGCAACAGCAAGUGACAAGUAUAAUCCAAAUAUGAUUCUUCUCAUGAGAUUUGAGAACUAUGUUCCAAUUGUUGACAAAUUCGAUGAGUUUGCCAAGUACUAUUUCUCAAUCUUAGUAUCAGAAAAGAUGAUUAAGAACGAUAAUGGUAAAAUAAUCAUUCAGAUUCCAAUGAGAAGACGUUCUGGAACUGGAACUGAUUCACCAAUUAUUGUUUAUCCAAUGAUCUUCCAAGUCGCUCCUGCUUCAAUUAUGUUUGCAGAAGAUAUGCCAUUUGACGCUUAUCCAUCAUCAAUUGCAUUCCCAGGAUGCUUCAGAGAUAAUAAUGAUUACGAUGUUGAUACAAUUUCCGAUAACAAAUUGAAUUUCAAUACCAAACAAAUUCAAGUUUUUGAAGGUUAUUUCAUUUAUGUUGCCAUUCCUCAAACACUUGCAGCAAAUAAGUACAAAGCAUAUCAUUAUAGAUCAUCAUUUGUUUUAUCACAAAAGGAAUUCCCAGUAUGGAUAAAUACAUCAACACCAAAACUUUGGCGUAAUCUUGGAAUAACUAAUAAAUAUUUAACCAUCAAAUGUUCAUACUGCAAUAUGUUAAACAACAGUGCAGGUUCUGGAUUGAAAGCUGUCUCUGGCUCAAAUGGAAUAUUCAAAUUUGGAUCAGAUCAGGGAACAAAAAUUUACCUUUAUCCAAUAUGUUCUAAUGAUCCUUCAAAAUCAUUCUGUCUUUACCAGACAAGUUUCAAUCGUAAUUAUAAUAAUUUGUUAAAAUUCCCUAACACAGAUGGAUUGCGACAUUUAAUACAAUCAAAUACUGAUGAUGGUGCAGAGCCAACAGGAUUCUAUGCAAAAGUUUAUAAAAGAGGCGAUAUGUCAGAUCCAAGAUGGGUAUGGAAGACAUGGGAAGGAAAACCAACACUUAUAGAAAUAUCUUAUGAUAGUUCUGCCACAAUAAAAGUUUUAAAGACUUGGUACCCAACUAAAGGCGUUAAUGUCAAAUUGCAUGUUAAUAACAAACAAGUCCCUGUUUCUAAAAAAGAUACACAAGCUUUGAUAAGUUUAUUUAAUAAUAUCGGAUGCACAAGAUUUACUGAAAAUACAAUAAACGAUCCCAACCAAGUUUUUUAUGAAAAAGAUGGUUCAAUGACAUUUAGAGAUCAAAGUGUUUGCGUAAGAGGAACACCUCAAUCAUAUAAUCCAUCAUAUGCUUAUCAAUAUUCAGGUUUAUUAUUUUCUUCUACUCCACAUAUAACAUUUGAAGAUAAAAAUGAAGCAGAUCCAGUUGAACCUCCACUUCCAGCUGCAACAGCAGUACCAGAAAGAACUCCAGUAAGAACACCUUUGAAGUUCCCUGAUGAUCCAGAUUUCGAAGGUGUUGGUGGUGUUAGUGGAAGCGAUGAUGCAGGCCCCUCCGGAGGUAAAUCUAAUAAAAUAGGUAUAAUUAUUGGUGUUGUAGUUUGCAUCGUUGCUAUUAUUGUUUUUGCUGUUUCUUGUUACAUUUGCAAGAAGAAGAGAAAACAACGGGAGGAAGGAGGAGAACAAGAAGAAAACAAAGCAGGCGAGCAAGUCUAA